GACCUGCACCAAAAAAAAAAACAAUCACAUUCAAAAAUUUCGGGGCGGUAUUAAUUUUUUUUUUCGAAAGGAAAUUUAAAUCAUUUCGCCGCCUCUCCUCGAAGACCACUUUCUUCGCGUUUAAUGGGUUUUCAUUAAAUUUUUCGUUAUUUAUUGCCGCUUUAUAGGUCAAGUGGUCAGAUUUACGAUCGCUAUCAUGUAUACUAAGUUUGAGUGUGUUAGUUCUUUAAAGUGAGUUUGAGAAUGAGGAGGCCAUGGUGCUUACUAAUAAUACUGUCCAUCGGAUUCGUCGGACACGAAACCAGGCACAUCUUGCCGGAAGUUCCGGAUGUGCUGCAUCCUCCUGUACCGGAUAUACUUCUUGGUCAGGAUAAUGAGACCGUUGUUUUGGAUGGUAUGGACCCUGAGGUCAGUCCAGGUCUGUUCCAAGGCGAUAUGGCGAUGACCAACGAGAUUUACAACUAUUGGAGGGUCGGAUUGAAAUGGGAAGUUUUUCCGGACAAACUCUGGAAGAACGGGGUCGUUCCGUACGCCAUUAGCCCACUUUAUGAUCCAACUGAUCAUGUGACUAUAUACAAAGCAAUAAGGACCUUAAAUUUCAUGACGUGCGUGAGAUUCGUUCCGUGGAAUGGAAAAGCGAAGGACUACCUCCUGAUCUGGCCUAUAAAAUAUCCGAAGGGUUGUUGGUCGUUUGUGGGAAAGUACGGAGGAACGCAGAUAGUGAGUCUUCAGCCACCGGACGACAGCGGUCCCAACUGCUUGGGAACUGAAGGCAGAGCCAUCCACGAAUUGAUGCACGCUUUGGGCGUCUUCCACGAGCAGUCUCGUUGGGACCGCGACAAAUUCGUUAAAAUUCACACCGACAACAUCGUUCCAAGGUACAAAUCCAACUUCGAUAAGCAGAGCUUGGAGAACACCACGUACAGCUUUGAAUACGAUUACAAUUCGAUUAUGCACUACGGGCGGUACUACUUCAGCAAAGCCAAAGGAAAACCUACGAUAACAUCGAAAAUGGCCGGCGUCAAGCAGUUAGGACAGAGGAAGGCGAUGUCCAAGGGUGACUGUCUCAAACUUAACGACCUCUACGGUUGUUUGGACAAUCCCAAACUGAAAAAGAAGUAUUACAAUAUAUGCAAUUUCCUAGGCGUUUAA
This is a messenger RNA of Nicrophorus vespilloides, 1152 nucleotides long. RefSeq names its product high choriolytic enzyme 1-like. NCBI's taxonomy places the organism in Eukaryota, Metazoa, Arthropoda, Insecta, Coleoptera, Silphidae. The transcript has 4 exons. The coding region runs from base 244 to 1152 and encodes 302 amino acids. The record is from RefSeq and is a predicted model, not a curated record. Gene Ontology annotation, biological process: proteolysis. Gene Ontology annotation, molecular function: metalloendopeptidase activity; zinc ion binding.